This is a messenger RNA of Linnemannia hyalina, 1662 nucleotides long. The record is from the annotation of a GenBank genome assembly. NCBI's taxonomy places the organism in Eukaryota, Fungi, Mortierellomycota, Mortierellomycetes, Mortierellales, Mortierellaceae.
AUGUACAUCACUCACUCCGAGUGGAGCAACGAGUUCUCGGAGGGCGGUAUGAUCUUUGGAGGCGCAGGAGGACGCAGGAACACCCAGAUCUUCCGCCGGUUGCCCUUCGACUGCUGCUCGCUCUCACUCCAACCCUUUGAGCACCCCGUCUGCACCGAAGACGGGAUCAUCUUUGACCUUGUUAACAUUGUCCCAUACCUGAAAAAGUUUGGAACGAACCCUGCGACAGGAGAGAAACUCGAUCCCAAGACACUGAUCAAACUUAACUUUUUCAAAAAUGCCAACGAUGAAUACCACUGCCCGAUCACCCUGAGAGUGUUCAACGAAAAUACCCAUAUUGUCGCCAUCAAAACUUCAGGAAACGUCUAUGCAUUCGAGGCUGUGGAGCGACUCAACAUCAAGGCAAAGUUCUGGAAGGAUCUCAUGACAGACGAGUCAUUCUCGCGAAAGGAUAUCAUUACCAUCCAGGAUCCUCACAAUCAGAAGAACUUGGCUGAUUUCCACUACGUCAAAAAUGACCUUGCAGCAUUGAAUGAAGAGAAGGAAAAGAAGAAGCGGGAUCCGAUGAACAAUAUCAACCAGCAGGGGUCAACAGGCAAGAUUCUUUCGCAGCUCAACAUGGAAAAGAUCGAAAAGGCGGCGGUCGAAAAGAAAAAGAAGGAGGAGGCAACCAAGGCUGUGGGAGGCACUGCCAACAAGGCGAUGGAUGCCAUGGCGAACAAACCGGCAUUGGCUUACAACGCAGCAUCGUAUACUACUGGACGCGCAAGUGCCUCGUUGACCUCAACCGCCGUCAGCGUAUCGACCACCAACGAACGCGCCCUGAUGAGUCAUGAGGAGUACAUGUUUCCCUUGAUCAAGGCCAAAGGAUACGGAAGCAUCAUCACCAACUUUGGAAAAAUUAACAUUGAGCUCUUCUGCGACCAGACGCCAAGGACGUGCUACAACUUUAUUAUGCUGGCCAAGUCGGGAUACUACAAGGAUGUCAAGUUCCAUCGCAAGAUCAAGAACUUUAUGCUUCAAGGAGGUGACCCCACAGGCACCGGACGCGGAGGCGAAUCAUACUGGAAGGAGAACUUCAAGGACGAGAUCAGGGCCAAGCUUUCCCACAACGCUCGAGGAAUGCUCAGCAUGGCGAACAAGGGACCUGGUACCAACUCUUCUCAAUUCUUUAUCACAUUCAAGCCAUGCACGCAUUUGGACGGAAAGCACACAGUCUUUGGAAAGGUUGUAGGCGGUAUGGACGUACUGGACAAGCUCGAGCUAGUUCCAACAAACGAAGACACCGAUGUCCCAAUCUCACCACCGGGCAUUAUCAUGCAAGAUGUCAGCAUUUUUGUCGACCCAUAUCAAACUUUCACCGAGAGACUGGAACGCAAGCGCAAGUAUGAAGAGGAGGCUAAAUCGAACCCUAUCAAGAAGGAGAACCCGCUGGAUCACUCGACUUGGUUCGGACCUACGAUUAAACGCGACGUUGAGGGAGGUGGAACUGUUGGAGGCGGUGUGGGCAAGUAUCUCGCGGCCGCCACAGCUGUUGCAGAGUCGUCGAGUAAGGAUCCUAAAUCGAAAGCAGAUGGGGCGGACGACGCGUCAGCAGCCCCAGAACCUCCCAAGAAGAAGAAGACUGUCUCGCGUGGUUUUGGCGAUUUUAAUUCUUGGUAA